AUGAGUCCUUCCAUUUCCAUGCUUGAUGACAUUCCAGCCUCCGAGAAAGUCCGUCGUUCCAAACUCACGGGCAAACAAAUUUGUUGUCGUGUCUUAAUUUGUCUCUCCAUUUCAUGUGCCGUGUUGUGUGCAGCCAUUGCAGCCCUUAUAUUAAUUGCAUGGUUUUCAGUGGGUUCUGUUUUGUGGAAUAUUGCAUUCGCAGUGGACAUUUCAUACGAUUGUGAUGAAUUUCGAGGAAAUUCUCCUUCGAAUUUUACCAUUAAUUAUCGAUGUCCUCCCUUGUUGGAACCAUUGUCACAAUGGCCAACGAGAUUGGCUCCAUUCUUUGUGAAUUCAAAUAAUUUGGAAGUGGUGAAUUUUCCGAGUCGAACACCUGAUUGGGUGAGUGGAUUUGGACCUGCAAACAUUACUGCCACUCUCAUGAAACAGGACAUUAUUAAUUCCACCUCCAAAUUCAUCAUUACCAUUCAUGGUUAUCGAGUAUGUAGAUAUCGCUCAGAAUCCAUGCUUCCAAGUACCAUGCUCUAUCAUAUGGGAUACAAUAUUUUACAAGUCGAUUUGAGAAAUCAUGGAGAUUCAGGAGUUUACGCACCACUUCCGUACGUUAGCUUUGGCAAUUUUGAACAUUUAGAUAUUUUAGGAGCAAUGGAUUACAUCCUUGCUAGAUAUCCAUUCCUUAACAAGACCAAUAGUAUUGGAUUAUUUGGAACUUCAAUGGGGGGAGCCACUGCACUUGUUUCCUUCUCUCUCGAAAAGAAUUUCAAAGCGGCCUUUGUUGACUCUCCACCUUGUGACAUUGUCGGUUCUCUUCAAAAAGCUGCCGAAGAUAUUGCUGGAAAAGCCAUUUCAGGAGUGGCCAUGAAUGCCAUCAAAUCCAUGGUCCCUGUGAAGGCUCCAGCCAUGGGAUUCCCUCCAUUCCAUUACGAUCCUUAUGAAUUAUUGACCAAUGUGGAUUUGAGUGGAGGUCGAAAAAUCUUCUUUUUACACAUUGAAGAUGACGCCAUUGUACCAACUGUGAAUCACUUUAUUUGUAUUAAUGCGACAAAAAUUUCGAUUGCAAAGAAUCAAUAUUCACCCAAUAGUAUUGAGUCGUAUUUGGGAACGAUUGAAUUCCCAUAUCCAAUUACAAAUCGAACACGAACGUAUUGCAACAAACACUUGUCGUUCCAGUUUGUGCAUUUGGAUGAGUUUAGAACUUUGUUAUAUAAUUUCUUUAAAACUAAUUUGUAA
Messenger RNA from Naegleria fowleri, 1230 nucleotides. RefSeq lists its product as uncharacterized. The coding region runs from base 1 to 1230 and encodes 409 amino acids. The transcript is spliced from 3 exons. NCBI's taxonomy places the organism in Eukaryota, Heterolobosea, Eutetramitea, Acrasida, Naegleriidae. The record is from RefSeq and is a predicted model, not a curated record.